Priapulus caudatus is the source of this 1435-nucleotide messenger RNA. RefSeq names its product serine/threonine-protein kinase BRSK2-like. Gene Ontology annotation, molecular function: ATP binding; protein serine/threonine kinase activity; tau-protein kinase activity. The record is from RefSeq and is a predicted model, not a curated record. Lineage: Eukaryota; Metazoa; Priapulida; Priapulimorpha; Priapulimorphida; Priapulidae. Gene Ontology annotation, cellular component: cytoplasm. The coding region runs from base 206 to 1435 and encodes 409 amino acids. The transcript has 13 exons. Gene Ontology annotation, biological process: protein phosphorylation; intracellular signal transduction; microtubule cytoskeleton organization.
GAUCCUGGAGCACGUGUCUGGAGGAGAACUGUUCGACUACCUGGUGAAGAAGGGACGGCUGACUCCGAAGGAAGCCAGGAAGUUCUUCCGUCAGAUCAUCUCCGCCAUCGACUUCUGCCACAAACACAACAUCUGUCACCGUGAUCUGAAGCCUGAGAAUCUGCUGCUCGAUGAGAAGAACAACAUUAAGAUUGCGGACUUCGGCAUGGCUUCACUGCAGAUGGAGGGAUCGUUCCUCGAGACCAGCUGUGGCUCGCCGCACUACGCCUGCCCCGAGGUCAUCCGCGGAGACAAGUACGAUGGACGCAAGGCAGACGUGUGGAGCUGUGGCGUGAUCCUCUACGCACUGCUAGUGGGUGCGCUGCCGUUCGACGACGACAACCUGCGGAACUUGCUGGAGAAGGUGAAGAAGGGCGUGUUCCACAUUCCUCACUUUGUUCCGCCGGAUUGUCAGAACCUGCUGCGCGGCAUGAUCGAUGUCGACCCGGAGAAACGACUCACGAUUGAUCAAAUCAACCGACAUUCCUGGGUGAUGGCAUGCAUCUGUUUCAGGCACACGACCGAAAAAGUGAUAUAUUUCUUACUGCUUGACCGUAAAACAAGGAAACCCAGCUACGAGGAUGAGGAGGAGGCAAUCAUAAAGAGUCGCUGCCCGGAGACGGACCCGCCGCGUAAGCGCAUCGACUCUCCCGUGCGCACGGUGAACGGACGCUCGCCGAGUCGUUGCCACGGUUACGAGCUGAGUGACGGCUCGCCGGUGGUUACGCGACGCACGUACGCGGGGCGCACAAGCUCAGGCUGCAGUUACCAGCAGUACCAGCAGCACCAUUCACGCCAACACUCGCCACACCACUACCACCAAUCGAGGUCACGCAGCUCGCCUCGCAGUCUCAACAGCAGCCCGAUGCCGUCGCCUCAGCCGAGCCCCAAGCACCCGCCGGGUACGGUGGCGCUCUCAUGCGACGAUGCCGCCGCCGCGGGGGGACUGCUGGCGCCCCCUGGCUCGCCGAGCUCGCAGGCGUGGAAGACGCGGCUGACGUCGACGCUGAAGAACAGCCUUCUGGGAAGUCCGCGGUUCCAUCGACGGAAGAUGCAAGCGCCGACACCAUCGGAGGAAGCUCAGCUAAACCUCACGCCAGAGUCUUCUCCUGAUGAGCUGAGCGUUAAUCUGUGUUUGUGGGUUACGUCUUCUUUGCAGGCAGACCUUGUACAUGCCUUCCUCUCUACGCCCGACCUCACACACAGCGUGACGUCACCGAUGUCGUUCCGGGUCGAGUAUCGCCGCGGGUCAAGCUCCGUGUUCCAGCGAAACGUCCGCUUCCAGGUGGACAUCUCGCGACCCGACCCCGCCGUCGCCGCGGCAACGACGACGGCCGCACCGCCCGCUGACCACAGCUUCACCGUCAACUUCACCCUUAUACAAGGAGAUCUCUAA